UUGUUGCUGGUCCGAUUAUAACCGCAGGUAUAUUUAAUUGUUAUUGAGGCUGGUUAGAUCGUAAUCCGUACAACUCCGGCUAUUGUUUUCGUGAAUGAGGUUAUUUCCGGGAGCACAUGUGCAGUGGCUUCACCAGGCACUGUGAAGUAGACGUGGCAACACACGACGUCAUCAAAGUGUGUCCGUCGUUACUGAGCUAGCCGAGCGAGCAGUGCAGAUAUAAGGCUGAGAAGAUGAUGGAAGAGAGUGGGAUUGAGACUACACCACCCACCAGUCCGACACCUCCUCCCAGUGCGGCUUCCACAGUCAGUGCCCCACUGACAGUAGGUCUUUCCAGCCCACUGUCCCUCCCCAGCACAAUAUCUAUGCCCACUGGUUCCCCCUCUGUCUCCACCACCCUUCCUCCUAUUCAUUCCUCACCUGCCUUUAGCAGCCCCCUUGGCCCAGUACCUUCCCAGGCCUCCCAGUUUGCCCCUCCCCCCACAGUUGCUGCCGCCCUCACAAGUGGCGCUCCCUUCUCUGGCCCGCCUCCCUCGAUACCACUCCUGGCCUCUCCCAUCAGACCCCCACCCUCAGGCCCUGUCAUGUCACCGCCUCCAGUCGGCCCACCCAAGUCCACCUUCUCCAUGAGCGCAGGAUAUGACAUCACACGGGGCCAUGCUGGGCGAACACCGCAGACGCCUCUCAUGCCUUCUUUCUCCAGCCCAACCCCCAUGCCAGGUGUGGUUUCCAAUCCUAUGGUUCAACAGCCGGUGAUGUCAGGAGGCCUAGACACUGGGUCGCCGAUUACUUUCCCCGAGGAGCAAGAAGAUCCCAGAGUUUCUGGAGAUAACAAUGCAGGUGGAGGCAUCUGGGGCUUCUUCAAGGGUGUGGCAGGGAAUCCGAUGGUGAAGACGGUCCUGGAUAAAACCAAGCACUCUGUUGAGUCCAUGAUCACCACUCUGGAUCCUGGCAUGGCGCCUUACAUUAAGUCUGGUGGGGAUGUCGAUAUUGUGGUGACUUCAGACAAUGAGAUGAAGGUGGAAGCAGUCAGAGAUGCCUUUCAGGAGGUGUUCGGUAUGGCCAUGGUCACUGGAGAGCCUGGUCAGUCCAACAUCGCCCCACAGCCUGUGGGUUAUGCAGCCGGCGUCAAGGGAGCUCAGGAGCGAAUCGACAGCUUGCGUCGAGCCGGUGUGAUCCAUGAGAAGCAGCCAGUGGUCUCUGUGGAGAAUUUCAUCGCAGAGCUCUUUCCUGAUAAGUGGUUUGACAUUGGCUGUUUGAUCCUGGAGGACCCUGGUUUGGGCAUCCAUAUUGAGAUGUUCACCCAGACGACGCCCGUGGCUCUGGAACACGUGCAGCAGGCUCAGUCCCUGACCCCUCCCGACUACAGCCUGCGCUGGUCAGGUCUGCUGGUCACGGUCGGCGAGGUCCUGGAGUCCAGCCUGCCCAACAUCAACCGGACAGACUGGCAUCGGGCCAUCACUGGCAUGAACCAGCGCCAGAUGUUCCAGAGCGCUGCCAAGGCUCUGGCUGGCAUCUAUAAACAGCAGCUGCCACCCAGGACUGCGUGAAAUUUCACUGGCUUGUCACUUUCUACCACAAACUGAGAGAACAGGUGAAUCCACGUUGAAGGUGACAUCAUUUGAUGGGAGCGGCAGGCCGGUGAAGUUCUCCAGCUCCCCAUCUGUCCUCCAUCUGGCCCUGGGAGGCGAAGCCAAAUGCACAUUUCUUGCAGUGUAUUCAUGUUUGUGUACAGAGAGAUGACAUUCCAGCGUGUUGACAGGGGAUUAACGACAUACAACAAACCAAAAUUGAUUUCAGAUUUUUUUUUUUUUUUGUCAGCUUAAAUGAAAACUUAACCAUUAAUAGAAAAUUUCUUUAUCCUCUUUUCUAAGAUCACUAGACAUUGUGUAUGUUAAUAUCAGUACCUUUCAAAGAUUAUUGUUUGUGCUUUAAGUUGUGUUACAAGUAUGUCAGUAAUGUACAUGUCUUCUGUUUAUUAAUGCAAAUGGUUAUUGAAGAGACUAUAUGGACUUGAAUAAUCCCAGCCGGCACUGGCUAACAUUCAGCGUUUAAAUUUGGUUGAAAUAAUGUCAGUUGAAGAAAAGACAUUGUUUGGAAACAACGUAUAGAAAUGGUUCAAGGCUUAAUGGUUUAUAAAAUGUUGAUAAAAUACUGAUAAAUCAAUGUUGAACUUGUCACAAAAGCUGUACACUGAAUCAACAUAAUGUAUUCAACCACAUAUGAAAUGUAAAAUUCUGUCUUUUGAACUAUUAUUAUCAUUGUAAUUGUUUUGGAUGCCCAGUGGUGUACUGUGUAGAGUGAAAAGCAAGGUUAACAUAUAGUCAAUGUUGAAAAAUAAUACGUUGGGAAAAAAACAAAAAAAACAUUGUGGUUUCAAUGUUGAUUCAUUUUGCCAAACGGAAACCAAAUUCAUCAGUGAUUCAUGAUGACCCACGAUGCUGAUUCACAUGUUACUAAAUGUUAAAAGGCCGGCUGGGAUCUGUAGUGUCAAAACGAUUUUGAAACAGAAUGGGUGGCAUGAUAAUUUCAAUAGAUUGUUGUGAUUUAGAUGUAAUGUAUUGGUUGGAAAAAAAAAAAAAAACAAGUGUCACUUUUGUAUUCACUCUAGCCUGUUGUAUCUCACAGUAGCUCACAACCAUUGUGCUUUAUGUAUGCACUCUGCAAGGAAAAACAUUUUUACUCAUGAGCAGUAGCAGGGGGAUGCAAAAAGAACACAACCCAGAGUGAUGAGGGAUGUUGUUUAAAAGGCAAUCAGAUUAUUUAAUGCUGCUACAGGCAGUUGGACACUGCCAGAAACACAGCAGGGGACACUACAUGCAGAUUAUAGAGGAAACUGUAAAUUGUUUGAGAGAAAAACCAGAAACUGUUCUCAACCAUUUUUGGUGAAGAGUAAAUAGUGAUACUUCUAUGUAUCUUGUGUCUCCUAAAUGUGCCUUUUUACAGAAGUAAAAUAAAUAACUUUUUUUUUUUCAA
Molecule: messenger RNA, 2976 nt
Organism: Myripristis murdjan (pinecone soldierfish)
Lineage: Eukaryota; Metazoa; Chordata; Actinopteri; Holocentriformes; Holocentridae
Gene: prrc1
Product: proline-rich coiled-coil 1
Exons: 9
Coding region: 234-1550 (438 amino acids)
Biological process (GO): activation of protein kinase A activity
Cellular component (GO): cytoplasm
Molecular function (GO): protein kinase A regulatory subunit binding
Source: RefSeq, a predicted model, not a curated record